GCGAGCGGGGCGCGGGAGGGAGUCGUGCGAGCGAGGGAGCUGGGGCAGAGCGCUGAGUAGCGCCAUGGAGUAGCCGCAGACGCACACAGACACGCAGAGAGAGAGCACCGUCAAUCACCACCGCUACCACCACCACUACCACCACCACUACCACCACUACCACCACCACUACCACCACUACCACCACCAUCAUCAAUCGGAUAGCAAAACCCCGGGAGCGCUGCGAGACACGGAGGGCGGUCGUGACCGAGAUCAACACAGUUCACACACACACAGAGGAUACACACACGACACACACAGAGGAUACACACACACAGAGGAUACACACACACACGACACACACAGAGGAUACACACACACACGACACACACAGAGGAUACACACACACACACGACACACACAGAGGAUACACACACACACGACACACACAGAGGAUACACACACACACGACACACACAGAGGAUACACACACACAGAGGAUACACACACACAGAGCAUACACACACACAGAGGAUACACACACAUACAGGCAUACACACACAGGGCACAUACAGGAUACACACACACAAGACACACACACAAGACACACACACAAGACACACACACACAGGACACACACACAGAGGAUACACACACACAGAGGAUACACACACACAGGACACACACGGUAUACAGGAUACUCGUAUACAUAGACACCCGAGUGCACGAAACAAAGAAUAUAUAGGAUCUGCGGACACGUCCACCUAUAAGUACACGCAGUACAGUAACAGCGUAUACACACACAGACAUACGAUCCGCAUCCACAGCACACACGUACAGUGCCACACACAGAGCCCCGCACACACAGCACCAGUGACAGUGCACCACCAUCACCACACUAACACCACAGCACCACCACACUAACACCACCACUCUAACACCACCACCACACUAACACCACCACCACACUAACACCACCACCACACUAACACCACCACCACCACACUAACCCCCCAGGACACGGCGACUUGGGCGGUUAGCGCGGGUGAAGGAGGUGAAGGAGGUGGAGAGGAUUUCACAGCGCGGAGCCGCCGGGAUUUAUGGCGAAUCGCGACUCCUCUCGCUCGCCGGGCAGAGACGAGCAGAGCAUCUCACAGGAAUGGUUCGCAGAAAGAAUCUCCCAUUAAGAAAUGUGUUGGAUGCAUCAACUACUGAAGCCGCAAGUUCAGAGAGAACCAAGAUACGCACAAGUUUAAAGGGGACUACAACCGCCGGGGUGGAUGGACAACUGAGGUCAAGACUUGUGAAUUCCAAGAGAGCACAACAGAAGCAGAUUAAUCCCAAGGCAGGCCCAGAGGGGGAUUCCCAAGCAGCCAUGAUGGAAACAAGUCUUCUGUGUGUUGCGGCAGAGACCUGUUUGCCAAAGACUUGUGAUUUUUUUAUUGGUCAAGCCGAGAUGAAAAGAGAGGACAGUACGGGCAAUUGUCCGCCAGUGAAGCAUGAAGAGGUCGCUGCUUUCUGCAAAACAUACAGCCCUGAAUGUACAAAACAAACACAAGAGAAGUUAACUUCAGACGGUGGAGUGAAUGACUCUGAACAGGCAGAAAUCGCCGCCAACGACACUCAAAGAAAGAGCGAGCCAGACUCCACCACUGACACAUCAUGCAAAGUAACUACCGCCGGCAAAGAUGACGAAGCCGACGAGGUUGGUCAACGGCCUUCCCCAAAGUCCCCUGACAACGACGGUGUCAAGAUCACGGUAAAGGCGGACGAUGUUGGCACCUCCCCAACGCCGGAGCUGCAAGACUUCACUUGCAGUGCCUGUGGCUACAGUUACUAUGGCAACGAUCCUACUGACCUCGUGAAGCACUUUCGCAAAUACCACCUCGGGCUGCACAACCGCACGCGGCACGACGCGGACCUGGAUAGCCGAAUCCUGGCGCUGCACCGCACGGGCCGCCUGUCGGAGACGAGCGAAAUGUUGGGGCUCGCUGGCCACGCCGAUAAACUGAAGAUUGCAGUCAUCCAGAAGACGACCACCUCGUCCUCGAAUGGUUCCUACGAUGUGCAGGUGGCGAUACAGGGCACCCUUAUCGGUAUUGGGCGGAAGACUCCGGAUUGCCAGGGCGACACAAAAUACUUCAGGUGCAAGUUCUGCAACUUCACGUACAUUGGGAGCGCCUCGGCAGAGCUGGAGAGCCAUGCCCUCUCUGUGCAUCCCAGCAAGCUGAAGUUGUCCGCCGAAAAUCCCAACGAUGACCACAGGAGAAGCAACGCAGCCGCAGACGCCGACGGGCAGAUUUUGGAUGGUCCCGUUGCGGCGAGUCAAAAUGCGCGUGGUGAAAAUGUUGAGCAAGAGUCGGCAUCUGAAGGUCAGGGUUUAUCGCAGCUGCCCGCUGCAGGUGCCACAUCCAGUGCCGCCGCCGAGCAGAGCGACGAUUCACUUCGGCGUCUCCAGUGCAGGUCGUGUAGUUUUGCCUGCGAGGGCGGCGACGGUGAGAAGUUGAUGUGCCACUACCGUGAAAUCCACGGCGAUACGUUUUCAGGACCGUCUCCUGAGAAACAGGAGGAAGCGACGGAGGGGGCCGUGAUGGAUGAAGUUGUUCCGGUGACGGAUGGUCAAGGCUGGCUCGCCGACGGUAGCUCGUCCGUUAUAAAAGGCCCCGGGCGAGGAGACUCCAGAACCGCGACGCCAACACACACCGCGCUGCCGGAGGGCAAAGAUGGUCUUAAUCAGGAGACCUGCCCGGACCAACCGCUGGAAAUCUCCGUGCAUGACGAACGUCGUGACACUUCAUAUCAGUGCACAAAAUGUAUAUUUACAUCGCCCACCGAGGAGGGACUUGCUCGGCAUUGCAGAAAAAUCCACGGCGUCAUGAAAUGCCAACACUGCGAUUUUGUUGCUGAAGAUGCGCCCUCCCUUGAAGAACAUUUCCGAAAAGUUCCCCUGCAUGUCAUUUGCAUGAGUCAGGUGUCACCGGUUGCAGUCGGGCCAGAGAGCGCUAUCAAGUCCGAGCAUUCGGCACUCUAUACCAAUCUGCUCGCCACAUGGGCCACAUCUGGCUUCUCCUUGGUCGCGCCUGUUAAGAGCGAGAAGCCGUGCGAUCUGACAGGUAACGGCUUAAGCCUGCAGUCAAACAAGCUCAGCGCGAGGUCUUUAAACAAUCUACUCGCGACUCGGGGAUCUGGAUCGUCCGGUUCAGAGCACGGGGUAAGCCUUCGACAGCUUGAGGGCUCCGCGUCAAAAACCGUCCUCAAGAACGUUUUGACGGCGCAGAGCGCCGCACGAGGUUACUUCGCAACGAGGCAGUCGAUGACGCAGUUCGUCUCGCCACAUUUAACCUCCGACCUCGGCGCCAGGACUCAGAACUUUAAGGGCCACAAUGUGGCUCCUGUGGAGGAUGGCAGCAGCAUGAUGUCCGGCAUGGAUUUCAUGACCUUCCCAGCUGCAGAUGGUGAAAAAUCCAGGGAGGAGCUCCCAUCACUCAGAAGGAAGAGAGGGCAGGGACUGUUUUGUGUAAACUGCCUCACAACCACGACGACACUCUGGAGGAAGAACGCCGGCGGUGUCUACGUUUGUAAUGCCUGUGGCCUCUACGAAAAACUGCAUUCUGCACCUCGACCAUUGAGCAUCAUCAAGCAAAAUAACGGAGAGCAGAUCAUUAGACGCCGCACCCGCAAGCGGACGCUGCCAGACCCUCCGCACGGAGACCAGCAUUCUGGGAUGAGCGGCAAGCAGAAAUGCCUCUCCAGCAACAGCACUCACAACAGCGACGGCCAUACCGCUGAAAACAGGAUGGCAAACGGUGCCUUAAGCUGGGAGAAGGGGCCGCAGAGAGCCUCACCAGGGCAUCCUCCCAAAGUGCCAACAUCCUUGAGCAGGAAUCAUGCGUCUGCAAGCCACGUGCACGUGCCUACGUCCGCCAUCAUUACGGCUUCUUCACCGCCCGCUGACCUUAGCAUCCAGAGCACAAAGCCAGACCCGUUCCGCGGAGGUUCAAGCGACGGCGGCGGCGCCGGCGUUCAGAACUGGCGGGAGGCACGGACGGACUCUGCCGCCUCUGUGGAGAGGCAGCAUCCUCUGGGGCGCGUGUGCUACGUGAGCCCGCUGGAGGAGCGCGAGUCUCUGUCUCGGGGCAGUCCCAUCGAGAAGUACCUUCACCGGCCGCACUGCACCCCGCCGGGGAGCCCCAUUGAGAAGUACCAGUACGCCUCCACCGCCGCCGCUGUCCCCACCACAGCCCUACAGGCAGCCCUGUCCGGCGCCAUCUACCCCCUCAACGGGGAGUGGCUGCGACUCUGGAGCAAGUACAGGAUGAUGAUGGCGGCCAACCCGGAGAGUUACGUCGGCGGAUUUCCGGCCGGCCAGGCACCCAUGCACCUCUCGGACUGGGAGGCGUACGCCUCCUAUUACCGACUGGGCGCUCACCUGAGCGGUGCCGGGGCGAGCGACGGGCCCCUCGAUCUCGUGGUGAAGAAAAGGAAGACGUCGACGCCCGACAGGGGCGUCUCGGCGGGAUCCUUUGCCGCGGCCAGGCGGGAGAACCGGUCCGCCGGCUCGGCGAUGGCACCGCCGCCGCCGUCGUCUGCCGCAUCGCAGCCGAGGACGGUCGAGAGGGGCACGCAGGACGGCUGCUCGACGAAGUGCGCUCGCUGUGGGAUCAUCUUCCAGGACGAAGUGUUGCACACCCUGCACAUGAGCUGCCACGGAGACGAGGGCCCCUUCCAGUGCAGCAUUUGCCAGCACAAGUGUCUCGAUAAAUACGACUUCACCGUGCACAUCCAGCGUGGCCUGCACAAGAUCUCGCCUGCGGUGCCUUUGCCGCAGAGGCCUGGCAGUCAGUGAAAAUGACACGGCUUGUCGUUCGGGUUUUACUUGACAAAUCCUGCUUUUUAAGGUUAUGCCCAUUUCAGACGGCGCGGGGUCAUUCGUAGAGCAACCGUCAAAUAAAUCGACACUUAAUUGGCCAUUUUUUUACGGGCAUCUUUUCAAGUUCUCUAAAUUGUAUUUUUUUUUGCAAACAUCCAAGUAUUUCGUUGGAUAAUUGCAGAUUCAACUUGCACUCCGCUUCUGCAUUGUAAGAGUUGGCUCUGAUCACAACAGCAGCUAUUCAAGAUUUGUCAAGUAUGAAUUUUAACGAAAAUUAGAAUUGAUACAUUGUACCGUUAAACAAAACAUUACUUUCGAAUUCAGCAUCGCUAGAUAUUGCUGUGCCCGAUUGGGCGAUAAGGCUUUAGUUACAAAUGUAUUGCAUUAAAACAAUGAUUUGCUAAAUAUCAACAUUUUAUCGGAUGAGGCUGUAGGCAGUAGCAGCUGCCCGAAUGCCAUUCUGCAAGUGAAUGGAGAGUUACCAGUGCCUUUGUAAAGCUUAUUGGGUCAAUACUGCUCUCGAUGGGAGUUUACAAAAUAGGACAGCAAAAGCCGUAUUUUAGAAUUGUCUUUUUAUCACUACAGCAUGGCUAAAUAGGGUUGACCUCGGCGAGUGGCCGGGGUGCUCGUGUGCGUCGUGCGUAACACUGUUUGGCCGCGAGAGAAGAACGCGCUCGCGCGCGCCGUCACAGUUAUUUUUGUACGUGCGUAUCGUGGGACACUGCCCCCGACUGCGGUUACCAAUGGCUCGCGCGAGCUCGUGCUGGGGUGCCCGCCUGCCCGCCCGCACCCACCUCUCCGCUUUGCACACCGUGGGCCCCUCUCUGCUUGAGCGUGCGUAGCCCGUUGUUCUUGUGGUGGCGGUGUGAGGUAAGGCCCCGUUGACUAUUUGUACUCUUAGUAUAAGCAUGCUAAUGAACCGGGUUUUUUUGUGUUAUAAUUCACGUGAUGCACAAAGUGGUCGCUUAUUCUCACGAAUACUUACACAAGGGCUGUUACAAACGCGAUAGAUAAGGGAUGAUGUUACGUGCUUCAUGAUAAACGUUUUUGGGUUAGAUCGCGUUAUUUAUAAAUGUGUCGUAACCCUCCACCACCCGACACGGCCAAUCAGCAAAAAAGUGUCACGUUGACAAAAGACAAAUAGUUGACUACUUUAACCCACCGGUGUGUUGAAGAGUGAAUCCUGGAUGUAAUUACCAGCGAAAUGUCGUACUCAAAAACUGUUAAUGUUGUGGAUUCACUCUUCAACACACUGGUGGGCUAAAGUAGUGAACUUAUUUUGUCUUUUGUCAACGUGACACUUUUUUGCUGAAUGGCCGUAUCGGGUGGUGGAGGGUAAAUUACGACACAUUUAUAAAUAACGCGAUCGAACCCAAGAACGUUUAUUAUGAAUAAUAUUGGUCGCGAAAGCCUACUACGUGUUAAACUGAUGUUACGUGCUGUCCAUUCCGUUUUGGGUGGAAGUAAUUUGCGAGAAUCUCGAGUGCUGAGCACGUUGUUGAGUGCUUGUCAGCAUCCUCCCUGGACUCCCUCUCGCUGGUGACGGGCCCUGAGUCCCCCGCGCACCGUAGUAAAAUGCGCGAACCCAGUCGCGUGUCAUUUAGACGACUCCACCCAAUGCGCCGGUAAAUGCUGAGGUUUUUUUGCGUUGCGCACAUUUGCCGAAGGGCACCAGAACCUUUUUGCCGUCCUGUGUGCUUUUUGUUGUUGUUGUACAGGGAAUACAAAUGCAAUGCAAAAAAAGAAAGAAAAUCGAUCAUCGUUAUUUGGCAAGAGUGGAUUGCAAACGGUUGCAUUUUACGUCCGGUGACAACACGUUAAGAAGUCGAUCUUAAUCCGCUACACUUGCUUACAAGUACCCAAAGCCACGCAAAGUAUUGCUCCUUCUGUUAUCGUUUAAGAUGGAGAGCCAUCGGUUUAAAUUUUGUGAAAUUGCAUCUUCUGCAGCGAUCACUCAAGCUUAACUUGCCAAUCAAUAUCUUUUUCAUCCUCUGCUUGUGGUUGAAGCAUAUCUGUUUUUUUAUAGUUAUUUUGUAGGAAUUUACUCAAGCAGACAAUAAUACGAAGUUUACAGUGUGCAAGGAAAACAUUUAGUAUAUGCAAAUGAACGUAUUCACAUGAAAAUGCAACAGGAUUGCACUGUACAAUGUAUUAAAGUAUAUACAUAUUUAGUUUUUAUAUAUAUCUUUAAAACAAUCCACAUUUUUCCACAGAUUUUGUACUGCUGUUCAAAAGCAUGUCUUUGGAACUAAAUUAUUUUGUAAUGCUAUUGCCAAAAUACAGGCCCCCUCUUUGAUAUUUCUGCCGUUUGACAUGCCAAUAUUUAUUUAAGCAAAUCUAAGUUUAGCUGGUCUAUAGUGCACAUGACUGUUUUACUAUAUAUAUCGAUAAGCAUGUGUGUAAAAACAAAAUGCACAUUGAACAUAUAUAUAUUGAAGCCUGUAUUUUGAGCACAAAAUACUCUCAACAUUCCAAACAUUCACUUUUCAAAAUCUGCAAGAUCCCGUGGAAUGCAUGUCACCAUUGCAAAAUAAUACGCACACAUCAAUUGUAUUUUAAGAAAUGAGACUCCGUGUAUAUCUUCAUCCUGAGCCCAGAAUAACAUAUGUAUAACAUUUUAUUACAUUCAUAUUGUAUUGCCUCUCAGUCUUAACGUUUAAAAAUAUAUAUAUACCUGCUAUGUAUGCAUGUGCCAUGUUUACACAAUUGGCGAUACAUACUGGAUUGUAGUUUGAAGUGAGACCCAGUGGGAGGGUCUGCCGUGUCGAUUCUGACACGGGCCACGUGCGGCCACAGGGCGGGGGGGGGGGGGUUGUAACAUUGGUUAAAAGCACACACACACAUUGCAGUUGCGAUUACUUUAUAAUGAUGUGCGUAGAGUACAUCAUUUGCAAAAUACUAGCUACGUAAAGUAUACUGUAUUUUACUUCUUUUGUAAUAUUUUUUGCACAGAGGAAGUGUUUGUUUUAAUGCAAGCUGGCUUGGUCUCUUCCCCCCCCCCCCACCCCGAAAGGUACUCUUGUUAUUUCAGCUGUUUGGUGCAUUUUCAGCAUUUCUUUCUAACUUUUUAGUGUAAUGCGUGUCAAAUGUUGAAAACAUUUUAAUGCUUUUGUUUAUUUUUUAACAGUGCCUGUCAAGUACUGUAGGAUUUACAAUAUGUUAAUUAAAAACGUUUUUUAUGAAACUAAAAA
Molecule: messenger RNA, 8040 nt
Organism: Lethenteron reissneri (Far Eastern brook lamprey)
Lineage: Eukaryota; Metazoa; Chordata; Hyperoartia; Petromyzontiformes; Petromyzontidae
Product: zinc finger transcription factor Trps1-like
Biological process (GO): regulation of transcription by RNA polymerase II
Cellular component (GO): nucleus
Molecular function (GO): RNA polymerase II transcription regulatory region sequence-specific DNA binding; DNA-binding transcription factor activity; zinc ion binding
Source: RefSeq, a predicted model, not a curated record